Dovyalis caffra is the source of this 1623-nucleotide messenger RNA. The record is from the annotation of a GenBank genome assembly. Lineage: Eukaryota; Viridiplantae; Streptophyta; Magnoliopsida; Malpighiales; Salicaceae.
AUGGCGGUAAAUGGUAGAAACGAUAGAGAUCAGGAAGAUGAGAAAGUAGAGGAAGGUAAAAAAACAACAGUGUAUAUGUGGGGUUAUCUUCCCGGAGUUUCACCGGAGAAAUCACCGAUACUGACUCCGAUUCCGGUGAAGUCUCCGGAUACUGGUGACUUGUGGAAGGAUGUUUGUGGUGGAGGUUGUGGGUUCGCCAUGGCAAUAUCAGGUGGAAAGCUGUUAACAUGGGGAUCGGUUGAUGAGGAAAAUCAAAGUUACAUUACAUGUGGAAAGCAUGGGGACACUCCAGAGGCUUUUCUUCUUCCUUCUGAAGCUUCCAUCAUCAAGGCUGCUGCUGGUUGGGCUCAUUGUGUUUCAGUUACUGAAACAGGGGAAGUAUACACAUGGGGAUGGAAAGAGUGCGUACCCCUUGGAAAAUUUCCUCGUGAUGGUGCUACUUGGGGAGCCUUCCAGAAGGAUAAUGCUACAAAACAAAAUGUAUUGUUGUCUGAACAAGGGUCUCAAGGCACCAACUCAGCUGGUGGGGCAAUGUCACAUUCUGAUAACAAAAAGGAUGGGGAGGAAAUAGUGAAGCGAAGAAGAGUAUCAGUGGUGAAAGAAGAGAGUGAAAAUUCACAAUCUGGAGAUGAAUAUUUCACAGUAAUACCAUCUAUUGUAUCUUUGGGUCCAGGAGUAAGGAUUACCUCUGUCGCUGCUGGUGGACGGCAUACUUUAGCUCUGUCAGGUUAUAAGAAGUACGAAGUAGAUAUGGGACAGGUUUGGGGUUGGGGAUACGGAGGCGAAGGGCAGCUAGGUUUGGGAUCCCGGAUAAAAAUGGUGUCUUCUCCCCAUCUCAUACCAUGUACUGAGCAACCUGCUUGUGGAAAAGACAGAUCCUCAGUAGUUCGUCAAGGAACCACAAAUCUGUCGGUCCAAGUUUCUAAACUUCCUGGAAGCUAUGUGAAGGAGAUUGCUUGUGGAGGUCGGCAUAGUGCAGUAGUAACAGAUGCUGGAGAACUGCUCACAUUUGGCUGGGGACUUUAUGGGCAGAUCACCCCGUCUAAAACGUAUGUUCUUGACGAAAUUGUUGUCUUCCAGUGUGGACAAGGGAGUACAAAUGAUCAGUUGAGACCAACUUCUUUACCUUCUCUAUCAGGAAUCCAAGUAGAAAGAAUAGCUGCUGGCCUAUGGCACACUUUGUGUGUCACCAUCGAUGGUCAUGUAUAUGCGUUUGGUGGGAAUCAGUUUGGACAAUUGGGGACUGGAGCUGAGCAGGGUGAGACUCUACCAAGACUUUUGGAUGCUCCUUGUCUAGAGAGUAAGCAGGCAAAGAUGGUUUCUUGUGGAGCUCGGCACAGUGCCGUUCUAACAGAGGAUGGACAAGUUUUUUCCUGGGGAUGGAACAAGUAUGGUCAGGUACUACUGUUCUCUCCGUUUCCUGAUCGCAAUUGUUGUGCCAAAUGCACAUCUUUAGCUGACAUCCUAGUAAUUUGUGUCAUUGGUUACGUACAGCUUGGCGUGGGUGAUUCAAUUGAUCGUAACAUUCCUUCUCAAGUCCCCAUCGAAGGUUGUCGACCAAAAAAUGUUGCAUGUGGCUGGUGGCACACCUUGUUGCUAGCUGAAACACCCCUGAAAUCCUAG